GGAGCGAGCGAGGACCUCUCUUCCCCGCGCCGAAGAUCGGUGGGGGCCGCCGCCAGGCAAGUUCGCCCCGGGAGCGGGAGCCGCGGGCCGAGAUGCUCCUCCGGGAUCUGGUGCUGCGCCGAGGCUGCUGCUGGCCGUCACUGCUGCUGCACUGCGCGCUCCACCCGCUCUGGGGCUUCGUGCAGGUGACGCACGGCGAGCCCCAGAAGUCCUGCUCCAAGGUGACCGACAGCUGUCAACACGUCUGCCAGUGCCGGCCCCCGCCCCCGCUGCCGCCGCCCCCGCCGCCCCCGCCGCCUCCCAGACUCCUCUCCGCCCCGGCUCCCAACGCUACCUCGUGUCCUGCGGAGGAGAGCUGGUGGUCAGGGCUGGUGAUCGUCAUCGCGGUAUGCUGCGCCUCCCUGGUAUUUCUCACUGUGCUUGUCAUCAUCUGCUACAAAGCCAUCAAGAGGAAACCCCUGAGAAAAGAGGAGAACGGCACUGGCGUUGCUGAGUACCCUAUGACUUCCUCGCAGAGCAGCAAAGGGGUGGACGCGAACAGCGCCGUGGUAUGAGUCCGUAGGCCCUGGACUGCUGGCCAGAGGGACACCUUGGUGGCACUGGUGGACGCGGGAAAGCAGGUGGACACGAGCUGACACUGGGCUUCCCCAGGACUUCAUCACCUUGCAGGCUUCAAGCCUCCCAAAGGAGAAAGCCUCCUUUGCCCAGCCUCACCCCUUGGUCAGCCCACAGCGUGGAUGCUGCGGACACCAGGCUGAGCCAGGCUCACCGGCGGGCAGCCUCCGGGGUAGCGCCGCCAUCUGAGGCCCCGUGUCUCUUCCUCCUCUUGUGUCUGACCCACGGACAGCCCCCCGGCUGGUGCCUAAAGCACACACCCUGAGAAGGCUGGGAGCCUGUCUGCCGGGGCGAAGAGGUGCCCCCGCCCCUUUCGCCUAAAGGAGACCUCCCCUCCCCACCAGGAAGCCUACCUGCUUCUUCCCUGACCACGCUAUUCCCGACAGAAGCCAUGGGCGCAGCCACGAGACAUCCCCGUUCAAAGGUGCUCCCACCCAUCUACCCGCCGCCCCGUCGUUGUCUCAGUCUUCAGGGCCUGCCUUCUCCCUCCCAUCUCCAUCACACCCAGGGCCCCUGGCUCCUGACUCCCCGCCACGGGGGGCUGUGCGCCCUGCCUGCGGAGUCCGGACUGAGCCAAGAAGCCCGGUCACACCCCCGGGUGGGGUCUGACCAUCCAGGGCAAAACAACGUCCUGAACCCCAGGCUUGGGGCCCCGGAAGGACGGGGGCCACUACGCCUGUCCUCAGACUCACUCCCACGUCUGACCCUCAGAGGAGCCGACGCUUCCCUGUGAGCCAGGCCCUGCCUUCCUCCCGGCAGAGGCUACCCCCGUGCCAAACCCACCACCAGCGCUCGGGCCUGGAUCCACCGGCCUGGCGCUGGGCCCCUGAGCGCUCCCUGAGGCCUGGUACUCAGACCCUCCCCGGAGAGCCCCCAGGCCUGCUGUCAUCCCGAGGGAGCCCGCAUGCUUCUAUGGGCGCCUUGAAUGUCCCCUGUGCUCUAAAAGUGCUGAGUCCUCCUGAGUGGUUGGUGGACGAAGGGAAGGAAAGGAGAUGGGAAGAGAGGGACCCUCCAGGCCUGGUGACCCCCAUCUACUGGCCGAGUGACCCCCACCUGCCAGCCUGUUUCGCCGGCGCCCAGUCACCCUGUGGGCACAUCACUGGGGCCCCAGAGACAGCAGCCUUGCGGUUUUGCACUCCCGGAGGGCUGGGAGAACACUUCUGGGGCCCUGGUUCCCUCUCCCUCCACGCACUUGCUGAGAGGAACCCGUCACAGCCAGGGGCUCCGCUCUCUGGCUAUGUAGGGUCCGAGCCGGGGACCCUGCCUGCCUUCCAGACCACAAGUGUCAGUUGUUCUCUGGAGGGCGUUUGGGCCGCAGGUGAGACUCUCACAUCCAGGGGAGACUGACAGACUGAAAACCAAUCCCCGUUUGGGCUGAACCUUCAAACACCCAUCGUCCGGGAGCCCUGGUGCCCACGGAGGCAUCUGUGUGCCGAGAGCAGGGCAGAAGGUGAACGCGCCGUGACCUUGGCCCAGGUCCUGUCGCCAGGUCAGUGGGUGCGGGCUGAGGACAGGCCCCGGGCAGAGCCCCCCAGGAAGGCUCUUCCCCCUCUCAGUGCUCCCCGCGUGAGGACUGGCUUCUGCUCUCCCUGUGUGCCUUAGCACGGGCCCCCUGUGGCCUUCCUCCCUGCCCCACCCAGUGGGUACUUGACGGUUCGUGCCCUCCACUUGCCAAGGAUGCAGAGCUGAGUGACAAGCAGGCCAGAGGCUGUGCGCCCCUCAGCAGGACAGACCCCAUCCCAGCGUGCUUUCCUCACUGCCUGUGGCUCCUGCUGAUCCCCUGCCUGUCCCCUGAGCAGACACCCAGGCAGGACCCCAGCCCGACGCACACACUUUCCUGGUCCAGGAGUGAUGGGAAAGCAUCUGUGACCAGAGGGAAGAAUCCUGGCUGAGUGGUCGUGGAGUCCUGGGCAGUCAGUCUGGGGGGACAUCGAGGGAAGCAGGGCACACUCCAGCUUUUGCAAAAGCCCAUUGAUCCCACCUUCCCCAGCCUGGGCUUAAACCUGAGUGGCUCAGAUUUUGCAAUUAACUCAAUCCUCCAGCCCCAGCCAGGCUCCCCAUCAGGAUCCCCAGAAAACCAUCAGUCCUUCACUCUGGAGCCAGUAUCCACUUCCCUGGGGACACACAGCCCAGGCUCCGUGAAAAGCUAACGUUUGCACAUAAAUCCCCCCAAAUUGGGUUUGUCAAGCCUCCUCUCACCCAGUUAGUGAAAACUAAGAAAAGACCCCAGUUUUUAAAAGGGAAUUCACUUGAGAACAAACCCAGAACCGGCCAUUUGGAAGACAGCCCUCACGGGUGCAGGGAGAGACCCCCCGUGGAUUUUCAGCUUAAGCAACAGAAGAUCCAUAAAACCACCCAGCCUGGUAUUUGAGCUUAAACUUAAAUUUCAGGAAUAUAUCUUCAGCCCUUAAACACGGACCAAUCCUCAGGCUACUCUGAAUCUUUGAGAACGACAGGCACAUUCCUUUUCUGCAUUUUCUCAAAUAGAUAUUUUUCGACCGUCUCCUGUCAAGCCCAGCUUUAGAGUGGCAUAUGGGAUCUUCCAGAGGUUUCAGGUGUUCCUUAGAUGCUUCUAAAGCAAGUUUUGGAAGAAAGACUAAUAGCUGUAAAAAUAGACAUAUAUAUUAUAUAUAGUUAUAUAUAUUUAAAGAGAUAUCUAUCUAUAUAUAUAAUUACUGUACUCUCUGAAUCUGUACAAAGUAUGAUUUCAACAGCCCAGGUAGUGUGCGGUAUCUAAUGCAUGAAUGUAAAUACCUUGAGACCUGCCUUCCUCACGGUUGCUAAGAGUGCACGGGAAGAUGGCUCCUGUUCCCAGUUCUGUCUCAAUGGACCAAUACACACGUCGGUGCCCUCCUGUCCACCAACGAGCCUCUGAUGUCAUCUCUGUGCUGAGAUGUUUUGCAGGAAGCAGGACAGGCAGCGUGAGGGGUGUGCUACAUGCUACUUACGAGGAAGAAAGCAUCA
Messenger RNA from Dama dama (fallow deer), 3579 nucleotides. RefSeq names its product proline rich membrane anchor 1 (gene PRIMA1). NCBI's taxonomy places the organism in Eukaryota, Metazoa, Chordata, Mammalia, Artiodactyla, Cervidae. The coding region runs from base 93 to 554 and encodes 153 amino acids. The record is from RefSeq and is a predicted model, not a curated record. The transcript has 5 exons.